Messenger RNA from Lasiodiplodia theobromae, 2262 nucleotides. RefSeq lists its product as uncharacterized. The transcript is spliced from 6 exons. The coding region runs from base 1 to 2262 and encodes 753 amino acids. NCBI's taxonomy places the organism in Eukaryota, Fungi, Ascomycota, Dothideomycetes, Botryosphaeriales, Botryosphaeriaceae. Gene Ontology annotation, biological process: chloride transmembrane transport. Gene Ontology annotation, cellular component: cortical endoplasmic reticulum. The record is from RefSeq and is a predicted model, not a curated record. Gene Ontology annotation, molecular function: chloride channel activity.
AUGGAGCACGAAGGCAGCCUGCUUUUCCGGGCCAUGACCUCGCACUUCUCCCACCCGAAUAAUCUGCACGCCGACAUGGCCUCGUCGGGGCCCCAGAGCCCAGCCCUCAAGACCAACAUGGAUGUCGACUAUGUCAUCAGCUACCGUUUCGGCACCACUGACAAGGACACCGCCCUUUCCAAGUUCGAGAAGCUCAUCGCCGCCCUGUCCUCUGUCGGCUUGGCCACCGAGGUCCGCAAUGGCGAAGACAGCUCCUUGCUCGUCUUCUGCAAGGUGGCCUCGGAGGAGUACCUCUACGGCGAGAUCUACCGAUCGAGAGUCCGCGACUGGAUCCACGGCAUCCGAUCGUCUGAGCCCCCGCGAGAGACCCGUCAAGCCCUCGACUCCGAGCCACUGUCCGAAGCCGAGCGCCUGCGCAUCAUAUACCAGCUCAUCACAAACCCCGAGUCCGAGGGUGGUGCCGGCAUCACGCCCAAGGAGGGCGACUGGAAGCAGGUCGAGUCGGUCUUCGCUCUGCACGACCAUUCCUACAAUCACGCCUGGAUCAAGAAGUGGAGCACGCAGUACCUCCUCCAGCCCGAAGACCUCGACGAGAUCCGCAAUCGCUUGGGUGAAAAGGUCGCCUUCUACUUUGCCUUCACCCAAUCCUACUUCACAUUCCUGAUCUUUCCCGCUGCUUUCGGCUUUGCCUCCUGGUUGAUUCUGGGUCACUUUUCCCCGCUCUAUGCCCUCGUCAACGCCCUCUGGUGCACCGUUUUUACCGAAUGGUGGAAACACCAAGAGUAUGAUCUCGGCGUGCGCUGGGGGGUUCGUGGCGUGUCUUCCAUCGAAACCACCCGGAAGGACUUCAGGCAUGCGACGGAGAUCCAAGACCCCGUAACUGGAGAGACAAUCAGGGCCUUUCCCGUGACCAAGCGCUUCCAGCGCCAAUUGCUUCAAAUUCCCUUUGCAUUGGCUGCUGCGCUCCUGUUGGGCAGUCUGAUUGCCACGUGCUUCGGCAUUGAAAUCUUUAUUUCAGAAAUCUACGACGGCCCGCUGAAGAUGAUUCUGGUCUUCUUGCCCACCGGCAUUCUUACUACCUGCAUGCCCAUUCUCGUCGGAAUCUUGACCAAUUUCGCCAAACAGCUGACUGACUAUGAAAAUUACGACACUCAUGGCUCUUAUGAGACGGCUAUGACGCAGAAGGUUUUCGUCCUGAACUUCAUCGUCUCGUACCUGCCGAUCAUUCUCACCGCCUUCAUCUAUGUUCCCUUUGGCCAACAUAUUGUUCCAUACCUGGAUGUUUUCAGCCUCACGGUCAAGCCAUUCGCUGAGGAUGAGAAGCAAUUGCAGCGAUCCUCUACCUGGACCAUCAACCCCGACAGACUGAGGAAACAAGUCAUAUAUUUCACCGUGACCGCACAGGUUGUCAAUCUUGGUAUGGAGGUCAUUGUCCCUUACCUCAAGCGCCGUGGCUUUGCAAAAUAUAAGAAGAUCCAAAGCGAGAGGGCUGCCAAGAGUGGUGGCACUGUUCCUAAUGUUGCCGCCAACGACCCGCCCGAGGAAGCCGCUUUUCUGGACCGCGUGCGCAAGGAGGCCGAGCUCGAUGUGUACGACGUGACCCAGGAUCUUCGUGAGAUGGUUCUCCAGUUUGGCUACCUCUCCCUCUUUAGCGUUGUUUGGCCUCUCACGGCAGUGUCGUUCUUGAUCAACGAUUGGGUUGAGCUGCGCGCUGACGCCAUCAAGAUCUGCGUUGAGAUGCAACGGCCGACACCGUGGCGCGCUGAUACCAUUGGUCCCUGGCUCGACAGCCUGAGCUUCUUGACAUGGUUUGGUAGCAUCACGACUUCCGCUCUCGUCUACAUGUUUUGGAACGACGGUCUUGGUCCCGAUGGCACCCCUGGUGAUAUCAAAGGCUGGGCUCUGCUGCUCUCUAUCUUCUUCUGCGAACAUCUCUUCCUCGCUGUCCGCUGGGCUAUCCGCGUCGCCAUUUCCAAGAUGGACUCCCCUGGCCGCCAGAAGGAGCGUCGCGAGCGUUACCUCAUCCGUCGUCGCUACUUUGCGGAGUCUCUCAGCGAGGUUGAGAAAUUACCCAAGCUCCAAGAGCAGGCGGCUGAAAUAGGCGUCGAUGCGCUUGAAGAGGAGGCAAGGAGGGAAAGUCAGACCGGAAGCAGGUUGGAGGAUAAGUUCUGGAAGAGGCAGAGUGGUUGGAGGGAGACGGUCAUGGUUGGUAAGACGCUGAUCGAGAGAACCGCUGGUGCAGAAAACAAAAAGGAGCAGUGA